Messenger RNA from Aspergillus fijiensis CBS 313.89, 1569 nucleotides. RefSeq names its product zinc-binding alcohol dehydrogenase family protein. The transcript has 4 exons. Gene Ontology annotation, molecular function: oxidoreductase activity; zinc ion binding. The record is from RefSeq and is a predicted model, not a curated record. The coding region runs from base 441 to 1493 and encodes 350 amino acids. Lineage: Eukaryota; Fungi; Ascomycota; Eurotiomycetes; Eurotiales; Aspergillaceae.
GUUUGUGUAUGCAGGUAACGGGAAGAGAGCGAUAUUGAAGCAUGCGAACGCUCGUUUCGUCGAAGGACCCUGAAUGCACGGAGCUAAGCUUUUGUUUGAUGUCUUGAGAUACGAGGUGACAAGCCUCCUUGGACUCCGCGAUGUUGUCUAAGGAUUUGACUACAACCUCGAGAACUUGGCUUCUUUAUACGCCAAUGCAUUCAUUACUCCAGGACGCGUUAUCACCGGAUCGCUCAUCGAGAGCUAAUGGUACUUGUGCGGACCAGCAUCAAACAUGUCUAUUGCACAAAGCCACUGACUAUAUUGACGGAGCAUAUAGUCUCUUGACGUGCCAGUGACGUAACCUCACCAAAGAGGUUAUAAGUUCAAUCCGCGGUGACUGCUAUGUCCUUUGACGACAAACUCCUUGAAUCGAAAAAGGCUUGAAAACUUUAGUCACAAUGAAAGCGAUUGGCGUUGAAGAGUACGGUCCUAUUGAUCACCUCCAGGCGAGGGAAAUCCCGAAGCCUUCCGAGCUCCAGCCCCGGGAUUUGUUGGUUCGGGUCAAAGGAGUAUCCGUGAAUCCAGUGGAUACGAAAGUGAGAAACGGAACUUACGAUGACUACCCAGACUACUAUGAUAAUGUUCCCCGACCGUUCCAAAUCACCGGAUAUGACGCUGCAGGUGUUGUGGAAGCAGUGGGCUCUGAGUGCUCCUACUUCAAGGUCGGAGAUGAGGUAUUCUAUUCCGGAAGUCCUAUCAGGCAGGGUUCCAACGCAGAAUAUCAAUUGGUGGAUGAAAGGAGUGUGGGACAAAAGCCGAAGCGUCUGGACUUCGUCGAAGCUGCUGUCAUGCCAUUGACAUAUAUCACGGCCUAUGAAGCCCUAGUGGAGAGGCUGGGAAUCAAGAAAGGCGAGAGAACAGCAAUCUUGAUCAUUAACGGCGCUGGUGGAGUCGGUGCUGUGGCAAUUCAGAUUGCGCGCGUGUUGCUCGAAGUACCGGUGGUCAUCACGACAGCCUCGCGACCGGAGACAAUCAGCUUUGCCAAAGCAAUGGGUGCUACGCACGUUGUCAACCACCGGGAGGACGUUUCAAAACAGGUAGCAGAUCUGAACCUUGAUCUCCCUUUGAAGUACAUUUUCAUCACACAUUCCACGGACCAGUACAUGGAUACAUGUGCCAAGGUUUGUGCUCCAUUCGGUAAGGUUUGUUCGAUUGUGCAAGGCCAGGCGAAAAUGUAUGGAACCGAGUUCAUGUCCAAAUCUCUCACAUUCGUCUGGUGUCUGCUUGGCACGAAACCGUAUCACAAGGUGGAUGUUGAUUCGCAUCAUCGCAUCUUGGAGGAACUCUCGGAAUUGAUCGACUCUGGAAAGAUCAAAUGCCAUUUGACCAAGCGACUGAAGCUCACUCUCGAAGGUGUCAGGAAAGGGCAUGAACUACUUGAAUCUGGUGGAAGCAUAGGGAAAGUGGGCUUGGGGCCGGAUGAAGCAGGGUCCGGAGAGCCAUUCGCUUGAAUUGAUUAGCAUAGAGACAUUGCUACCGCAUGUUACAGCAGCAUUUGGUAGGAUAAUAAUCAUACACUGGUAUAAU